AUUUAUUACUCGUCUCUCUUUUUCUCUCUUCUCUUUAACAAAGUGAGACACAAUGGAACACGAGCGCAAGAACAAUCUGAAUGGGAUGGAGAUGGAAAAGGGAAAGAAGGAAAGUGGUUCGAGAAAAGGGCUUGAAUUAACGAUGAGAGUGUUGGCUUUGGUUCUAACACUAGCGGCUGCAACAGUACUUGGUGUCGCAAAACAGACAAAGGUUGUGUCUAUAACGCUUAUUCCAACCUUGCCUCCUCUUGAUGUGUCCACAACAGCCAAAGCCUCUUACUUGUCUGCCUUUGUGUUCAACCUGUCGGCAAACGCUAUAGCUUGCGGUUACACAGCGAUCUCAAUAGCCAUUCUGAUAGUCAACAAAGGAAGAAGAAGCAAAGGCUUGACAAUGGCGAUGUUGAUAGCUGAUCUAGUGAUGAUGGCUUUGCUAUUUUCCGGCACCGGAGCCGCCGGAGCAAUAGGAUUGAUGGGUGUACAAGGUAACAAGCAUGUGAUGUGGAAGAAAGUGUGUAACGUUUUUGGAAAAUUCUGUCACCAAACUGCUGCUUCAGUUGCAAUCACUCUUUUUGCUGCAAUCGUAUUUAUGGUUCUUGUUGUUCUCGAUGUUAUGAAGCUUACUUAAUGC
Eruca vesicaria subsp. sativa (arugula) is the source of this 628-nucleotide messenger RNA. The record is from the annotation of a GenBank genome assembly. Lineage: Eukaryota; Viridiplantae; Streptophyta; Magnoliopsida; Brassicales; Brassicaceae.